AAGAAGAUAGAGACGAGUUCUCAGCCUUUUUACCAGUCCGAACUGUCCUGAUACCAUCUGAUUGCCAGCGGCUAAUUCUCUAAAAAUCCAGAGGGGACGUUUCCGCUGUUGUUUCCAGACCCCACACCCUUUGGCUAAAUAAGAUCAGAUGCCGAAUUCAUAUGGAGAUGCAUAUAGGCUACGUGCCACCUAAGCAUAUAUAGCUUAUAAAUAUCCACACUAUGGGAUAAUUUUAAGGACAAAAAUAAGGCAACCGCGAAUGGGGCUAAGAGUUCCUGAAAAGUUGCUGAGACAAAAUGUACAGGGGAAUACAAGCAAUAGCUAUGGUUCUAUCUAUAGGCUAUACUUUCUUAAAGGGACGCCCCUUUUUUGCAUACCGCCACACGUUUCCAUGAACGGACACGACACGCUCACUGAUACGCCGAUUUCUCUGUAACAAUAUCGGGAGCAUCCACCAGCUCAUAAGUGAUCUCCACUUUCCUCCGCGCAGCAGACGACCAACUCAGGACUCCAGCAGCCAUGACUGCGAAACACAGAAAUAAGAACAACUCGACCACCACCAACAACGAGAAAAAUAAUGCUCCACCACCACCACCUCAGCAACAAGAUGACGUGGCGAAGAAAAGUCAGAAAGCCAACAAGGCAGAGACCCCACCAGCCCCUCACCCUAAAUCGAGUUCAGGGUCGGGAAGUUGUUUGAAACUUUUGGCUGCGCUUUGUUACAUCUCAUUGGUGGCUGGUGCUGGUUUUGCGUCCUACUAUCUUCAACAAGUAUUAGAAGAAGUGAGCCAAAUCAGUAACAGACAUGAAGAGUCUUUACAGAAGAACGCAGAACUGGCACAAAAAGUGGAGAAUGUUCUUCAACAGGUGGACUCUCUGAGCAGUUCACUGGCGUAUCUGGAAGGUUCCGUUAGCAAGGGUGAGAAUGCGGUGCGUCUGCUGGGCUCGGCAGUGCAGAAGGGCGAGCAGGAGACGCAGCGUGUGGAGGAGGCUCUCCAGCGUCUCCAGAAGGAGAUCCUGCUCGACCUGUCCGAGGGCAUCCGCGAGGUGAAGGAGGCACGCGAGCGUGACUUCUCCUCGCUGGAGUCGACCGUGGAGGAACGGCUGGCUGAGCUCAGCCGCUCCAUCGCCGACAGCGUGGCCGAGUUCGCCGGCGCCCAGGGCGAGUCACGCGCUCAGCUCCAGGAGCUCCGCGCACGCGUGGAGGAGCGGGAGGACCCCGUGCUGGUCAAGCAGGAGUUGACUGCCGUGGCCACCGCCAUCGCCGACCUGCACACCGCCAACCAGGUCGCCGAGGGCAACACUGGCGUGCUGCGCGAGCAGAUCGGGUCGGUCCGGGAGGAGCUGCAGGGUCGUAACAAGGAGAUGGCGUCGCUCUCGGAGGAGAUCGAGUCGGUGCGUGCGCUGGUGCAGGCCACGGCGGGCGCCCUGCGGGAGGAGGUGACCGCUGCCGAGGCCGCCGUCCAGAACAUGGCCGACCAAGCCCAGAGCCUGCAGAGUGGCCAGGAGCAGGCCAGUGGCGCCGUCCAGAGCCUGGAGAAGGAACUGCGGGAGGAGAUCGCCAAGGCGCAGAGGCGCGGCGACGACCUUGAGAACCGGCUGACACGGGUGCAGGAGAGUGGCGAAGCCCUGGCCACCGCCAACGAGGAGCAAGAUGGCCGACUGGAGGCCCUCCUGUCCAAAUACGACUCCCACGAAAGCACGCUGGCCGCCCAGGGCAAGGCUGCGGAGAAAGCCCAGGAAGCCCUGAAGGCGGAUCUGGAGGGACUGAAAGCCAGUCUUGGACAGCAGCUCGAGGGCAGCCUGGCCUCUGUGGAAAGCGUCCGUGGCGACCUCUCCUCCGUCGGCCAGCAGCUGGCAGCUGUGGAGGAGAAAGUGGACGCUCUCGGGGACGCAGAGACCCUCAGCAAGGCUGUGGGAGACCUGGAGCAACUCAGAGGCUCCGUGGACAACCUGCAGGCCAAAGCGGAGCAGCUGGACAGCCAGGCGGAGGCUAUCGCUGCGCUGAAGAGCGCAGUGCAGGAGAUCAAGGCUGCAACAGCAAACAAGGUGGGGAAAGAACCCACAGCCAAAGAAGUGGACAGAAGCGGAGAGGUAGACUGAUAUGCUAGGGGUCAGGGUGAUGAGUAUAUCUUUGGGGAAGAUUUGAGGGUGUCAGUUUGCACAUGCAGCAGAAUAUUCUCUGUUUAUGUGUGUGUGUAUGUGUGUGUGUGUGUGUGUGUGUGGACGUGUGUGUGUGUUGUGUGUGGAGGAGGAGGAGAAGUAUAGAAAAUCGAGAAACAAGAAUUGAUUUAAAUGAAUGCCAAGAUAGUCUUUGUGGACUGCUGUUCUGUGAAUCUAAACACUUCAACCUGCACUGUAUUUUUUAAUAGUUUGUUUUCUGUUGUUUUUAUGAAGGGUCAUGUCAUGUCAUAAAAGCUUUCUACAACUCUUUGAAAAUCUGAUUGUACUGGCUGUU
This is a messenger RNA of Alosa alosa (allis shad), 2458 nucleotides long. It is a transcript of the gene ckap4, whose product is annotated as cytoskeleton associated protein 4. The transcript has 2 exons. The coding region runs from base 520 to 2103 and encodes 527 amino acids. Lineage: Eukaryota; Metazoa; Chordata; Actinopteri; Clupeiformes; Clupeidae. The record is from RefSeq and is a predicted model, not a curated record.